Molecule: messenger RNA, 471 nt
Organism: Echinococcus granulosus
Lineage: Eukaryota; Metazoa; Platyhelminthes; Cestoda; Cyclophyllidea; Taeniidae
Exons: 3
Coding region: 1-471 (156 amino acids)
Source: RefSeq, a predicted model, not a curated record
AUGCCACCAUGUAAGUGGGUGCCAUCACAUGCAUCCACACCACCGAUGACAGACAGCAUGCUUACAAGACAGCUAAGACAGUUAAUUGGCUGCUGGUUCGCCACAUCUUACAUGUCUGCUAUGAAAGUACACUCGGCAGUGGGAAAGGGCUAUUCUCCAGUUGAUCGACAGACAGACAGACGGAAAUGCUGGUUAAAUGAACAAAUGAAUGAACAAAUACCUGAUUGGUCGAGGCGUCUGUACAAUGUCACUGUUGGGAUGUUUUUUGUCGCAGCCAUCACCUACACAAUUUGUCUGGUUAUCCAUCCAAUCUUCUUCUUGAUUCAAUUUUCUGAUGAACAGUUACUUCAUAACAUAAAUUUCUGGAAUUCUAUUGCGUUUCUGUGGGAUGACAAGGCUUUGUUGGCUUUUUCUGAUGUGUUGCGAGGCACUCAAGAAAGACAACUUGUAUACCUCAGUUUCGCUCCUUAA